CAAGCAUCGGCAAUGCGAUUCGAACCAAUGUGUGUCGUUUUUUCGGCACACGCCUCAAAGCUUCAGAUUAAAGGAAAUUAAAAUAUUUUCCUGAAAUUCAUCACCAACAACCAGGAUAUUUAACUAAGAGCAAAGUUAAACUGCUGAAAGAGGUAAAGCAGAAGCCUUCCUGAAGAAUCUCCAGAACACGCAAAAAUUGUUUGCUACAUUUAAAAGACAAAUGAAGCCAAGUCCCGACAUGGAGAAACAUCAGCACUCUGCCAAGAGUUUUACUAAACAGAGUAAUCUCAAAAAACACCAGCGCAUUCACACAGGAGAGAAACCACAUCACUGCUCAGACUGUGGAAAGAGUUUUAAUCAACAGAGUCAUCUCCAACGACACCAGCGCAUUCACACAGGAGUGAAACCAUUUCACUGCUCAGACUGUGGGAGGAGUUUUAAUCGACAGAGUCAUCUCAAAAGUCACCAGCGCAUUCACACAGGAGAGAAACCAUAUCACUGUUCAGACUGUAGGAAGAGUUUUAUUACACAGAGUAAACUUAAAAUACAUCAGCGCAUUCACACUGGAGAGAAACCUUAUUACUGCUCAGACUGUGGGAAGAGCUUUAAUCGACUGGAGACUGUCAAACGGCAUCAGCGCAUUCACACAGGAGAGAAACCGCAUCACUGCUCGGACUGUGGGAAGAGUUUUACUGAACAGAGUGCUCUCAAAAUACACCAGCGCAUUCACACAGGAGACAAACCGUAUUACUGCUCAGACUGUGGGAAGAGUUUUAAUCAUCACAGUCAUCUCAAAAAACACCAGCGCAUUCACACAGGAGAGAAACCAUAUCACUGCUCAGACUGUGGGAAGAGUUUUAAUCAUCACAGUCAUCUCAAAAAACAUCAGCGCAUUCACACAGGAGAGAAACCUUAUUACUGCUCAGACUGUGGGAAGAGCUUUAAUCAACUGGAGACUGUCAAACGGCAUCAGCGCAUUCACACAGGAGAGAAACCGCAUCACUGUUCGGACUGUGGGAAGAGUUUUACUGAACAGAGUGCUCUCAAAAAACACCAGCGCAUUCACACAGGAGAGAAACCGUAUCACUGCUCAGACUGUGGGAAGAGUUUUAAUCAACAGAGUAAUCUCAAAAGUCACCAGCGCAUUCACACUGGAGUAAAACCAUAUCACUGCUCAGACUGUGAGAAGAGUUUUACUACACAGAGUGAUCUCAAAAAACACCAGCGCAUUCACACAGGAGAGAAAAAUGUCCCAAAUUUGUCCCAUGGCAAUUAAAAGCGCAAAUCAUAAAUUCCACCAGAAACAAAUAUGAACUGUAUUUAACAAUGGAUUUUACAGGUUCAGCAAAACUAUUCUUAUCCAGGGAUGAUGUGUAUAGAAUUCCAUGUUAUGUUUGUAUGUCUUGUAAGUUUGAAUAUUCCAGGACAUUCUUUGUGAGACAGAGCUCAGUUUUUAGGUUAGUUACUGUUGCGCAGUAAGGUUACAGGCUCAUUCACUCCCUCUGCUGGUGUUCUUGUUUGUCUAUGGUUCAGUCCAAUUAAAAAUCUGUUACUAUAGAGGGAUAUAGAGGGAUAUUUGGUUGUGUUGGAUUACUCAAGUUUUAUACUCUCUUAUCUUUUCCUUAUUGAAUAUUAAAUGUUGCUUAUGGUUUUUUUAAUCUCCAAAGUUACUAAGAAUAUCCAAAUAAUGUAGUUUCUUAAUUGUUUUUAUCCAGUACAAACUAUUAUCUUUGUAUAACUUCACCUCUAUAUUUACCCAUGUGUGUUUUAAUA
Astyanax mexicanus (Mexican tetra) is the source of this 1773-nucleotide messenger RNA. RefSeq names its product zinc finger protein 271-like. Bases 221 to 1276 code for a protein of 351 amino acids. The record is from RefSeq and is a predicted model, not a curated record. Lineage: Eukaryota; Metazoa; Chordata; Actinopteri; Characiformes; Acestrorhamphidae. The transcript is spliced from 2 exons.